This is a messenger RNA of Protobothrops mucrosquamatus (brown spotted pit viper), 1098 nucleotides long. RefSeq names its product drebrin-like protein A. The transcript has 10 exons. Gene Ontology annotation, biological process: neuron projection morphogenesis; positive regulation of dendritic spine morphogenesis; positive regulation of axon extension. Bases 1 to 1098 code for a protein of 365 amino acids. Gene Ontology annotation, cellular component: site of polarized growth; actin filament; cortical actin cytoskeleton. The record is from RefSeq and is a predicted model, not a curated record. Gene Ontology annotation, molecular function: actin filament binding. NCBI's taxonomy places the organism in Eukaryota, Metazoa, Chordata, Lepidosauria, Squamata, Viperidae.
AUGGGCAGCACCGCCGUGGACCUGGACAAGCACAGCCUGGCGCUGCUGGCCGCCAAGAGCGACGUGGUGAACGGCCGAGCGGCCGCCAGCUGGGCCCUCUUUGCCUACCAAAAUGCCAACGAGCUGAAGCUGCUGGACUCAGGGGGAGGAGGCCCUGAUGAACUGGCCAAGCGCUUCCAAAGCGGGCGCAUCAUGUAUGGGCUGUGCCGCCUGUUUGAGCCCGCCACUGGGGUGCCACGCGUCGUCCUGAUCCACUGGGUUGGCGAGAAAGUCCUGGACUCGCGCCAAGAAGCUUGCGCUGGGCACCUGCCGGCCAUCCGGGCCUUCUUCAAGGAAGCCCACCGGGUGCUGAAGGCCAGCCGGGUGGAGGAGGUGACCCAGGAAGGGCUGACCCGCCAGCUGUCCCUGGUGGCCCCGCCAGAACAGCCCCCCCCGGAAGCUGCCGUCCCCAAGAAGGUUCCGAGUGGGGACCCUGAGGAACUGGUGGUGAGAGAGAGGCAGCCUUCAGGGACCCCCUUGGUCUGCCCUCAGGGGACAAACUACCGGAAGACGAACCCCGCCCUGGAGAUCCUGCACACCAAGAGGAGCUCCUUCUGGGCACAGGCGGAGAGGGAAGAGGAGGAGCGGCGCCAGGAGGAGAGGAGGAGAGCCCAGGAGGAGAAGAGGCGCUGGGAGCACCGGCGCAUGGAGGAGGAGCGGCGGGAAGCAGCCGAGCGGGAGCGCCGGGUGCAAGAGAGGGAGAGGCUCGUGCAGGAGCAGAGGCAGCAGCAGGCCCAGCGGGAAGCAGAAGAGCACCGGUGGGAAGAAGCCCGACGGAAGGAGCAAGCAAGGGCCCUGGCCGGGACGAGUCCUCAGAGCCAGGCCAGUGAGACGGACCCGGUGAGAAGACGGCAGCCAGGGGGCGGCUGGCAAGGAUGCCUCGGUUUGAGGAGGCAGCAGGGCCAGGCUCGCAGCAGCCACCCAGGGGCUUCCUCCAGGCGAGGGAGCGACGGCACUCCUCCACCUCGGGAGAACCGGGGCCAGGUGAGCACCCUGGCCAGGCCUGCCCUCACCAUCCCAUCCCACCCCGGGGCUGGGGGCAACUACUUCGUGGAGUAG